Sphaeroforma arctica JP610 is the source of this 604-nucleotide messenger RNA. RefSeq lists its product as hypothetical. The record is from RefSeq and is a predicted model, not a curated record. Gene Ontology annotation, biological process: protein O-linked glycosylation via mannose; GPI anchor biosynthetic process. The coding region runs from base 20 to 424 and encodes 134 amino acids. The transcript has 2 exons. NCBI's taxonomy places the organism in Eukaryota, Ichthyosporea, Ichthyophonida. Gene Ontology annotation, molecular function: dolichyl-phosphate beta-D-mannosyltransferase activity.
GACGGCUGAUUGGCCCAUAAUGCGCCGUAUCAUAUCGAGUGGGGCUACGUUGUUAGCCGCUCCGCUCGUGCGAGUGCAUGAUCCGAUGUCUGGGUUUUUCGCCAUGAAGAAAGACGUGACCGCCAAAGGCUAUAGACUCAAUCCCACGGGGUUUAAGAUUGCGUUGGAGAUCAUGGUCAAAUCGAGUCCCAUUCAUAUCAUUGAGGUGCCCUUCACGUUCAUUGACAGGGCGGUUGGGACCAGCAAACUCAGCGCCAAGACACAGAUCCAAUAUGUGCGACAACUGAUGUCUCUGUACUGGUUUGCGUAUCCGUUGACUGUCAUCACUCUAGUUUUACUGGCCUUAGCCGCGUUAGGGUUCAUGUACCUAUACCUGACCAAGAACAGAAUACGGUCGUCCAUGUCCCUGCCAACGCCCUUAUAAGAUUAGCAGAGGCUCAGGGGAACUGAACUGCGGUAAUUAGAUACACAAGUGUAACCACGACUAUUAAAAUAUAACAUUCAUGCCCACGGCUUAUCAGUGUAUGAUUACGAUAAGAUGGAGUAGGUAAUUAGAUACACAAGUGUAACCACGACUUUCUAAAUAAAACAUUCACGCCCAGGG